UUAUUCAGAGUUCUCUGCACAGGACACAUUCUGGGUAGAGGUGGAAGGCUUCCUAAGUCAGAAAGAAACGUCCAAAGCCAGAUUCCCAAGGAGAAAUGAGCACCAAGGGGAAAGUUAUUAAGUGUAAGGCAGCUAUUGCCUGGGAAACUGACAGGCCCCUUUGCAUUGAAGAAGUUGAGGUGUCGCCCCCCAGGGCUCAUGAAGUUCGAAUUAAGAUAAUGGCCACAAGUGUGUGCCCUACCGACAUCAACACUCUCAAUCCUAAAAAGAAGGCUCUUUUCCCAGUGGUCCUGGGUCAUGAGUGUGCAGGAAUUGUAGAAAGCAUUGGGCCAGGAGUGACCAACUUCAAACCAGGUGACAAAGUGAUUCCAUUCUUUGCACCUCAAUGUAAGAAAUGCAAGUUCUGUCUGAGUCCACUCACAAAUCUCUGUGGAAAGCUUCGUAACUUUGAAAAUCCUACUAUUGAUCAAGCACUAAUGGAAGACAGUACCAGCAGGUUUACCUGCAAAGGAAAACCAAUUUACCAUUUCAUGGGAGUCAGUUCGUUCUCUCAAUAUACUGUGGUGUCAGAGGCUAAUCUUGCCAAAAUUGAUGAUGAAGCAAACUUAGAGAGAGUUUGUCUGAUUGGAUGUGGGUUCUCAUCAGGCUAUGGGGCUGCAAUCAAUAACGCCAAGGUCACCCCGGGUUCCACUUGCGCUGUCUUUGGCCUCGGAUGUGUGGGUCUUUCUGCUGUAAUUGGGUGUAAAAUAGCAGGAGCUUCCAGAAUUAUAGCUGUUGACAUCAACAGUGAGAAGUUUCCAAAAGCCAAAGCCCUGGGAGCUACCGACUGCCUUAAUCCCAGAGACCUAAACAAACCCAUCCAGGAUGUCAUCACUGAACUGACAGGCGGAGGUGUGGAUUUCUCCUUGGACUGUGCAGGAACAGCUCAAACCCUGAAAGCAGCCAUGGAUUGUACAAUGUUACGUUGGGGAUUAUGCACAGUGGUUGGAGCAAAAUUUGAUGAAUUGACUAUUUCCACAGUGAACCUAAUAAUGGGCCGUUCUAUAAAUGGAACAUUCUUUGGUGGUUGGAAAAGUGUAGAUUCUGUCCCAAAUCUGGUUAUUGACUACAAGAAUAAGAAAUUCGAUCUGGACAUAUUGGUGACCCAUGCCCUACCUUUUGACAAAAUCAAUGAGGCAAUUGACCUGCUGAACCAAGGAAAAAGCAUCCGAACAAUUCUGACCUUUUGAAGAUGCCAGGAGCAAUUUGGAAUAUGAUGUGAUUGGAUCUGAGCCUGUCUGGUUAAUUUAUUACCUCAUAUAAUGAGCUGAAGGAAGCUAUGAGUUUUAAACAUAAAUUAACUAUAAAUGGUAUGGCAUCUAUGCCUACAAAAUAUAUUCAAAUUAAUAUAUUUCCUACAUUAAGUAACUAUGAUUCUGGGCCUGUAACAUGGAAGAAGUCAUGAGUUUGUUACCCAGAAAAAUAAAUGAAUGAAUGAAUGAGAUAAAUGAAAUGUUUGUGAAUAGAAUCAUAUAAUGCUUAAGAAUUGUUUAAAACUAUGUCUUGGAAGUGACUAUGGAGAAUGACAAAAUAAUGAGAUUGCCUUAUGUUUAUAAUUUAAGCAGGGUGGUGAAUAUAUGGAGUUCCAUUAUAUUGUUCUCUCCACUUCUAUGCUGACAGCUUUCCACAAUAAAAAGAUUUUUACUGGAAAUUUUUAA
This is a messenger RNA of Nannospalax galili (Upper Galilee mountains blind mole rat), 1697 nucleotides long. It is a transcript of the gene Adh4, whose product is annotated as alcohol dehydrogenase 4 (class II), pi polypeptide. NCBI's taxonomy places the organism in Eukaryota, Metazoa, Chordata, Mammalia, Rodentia, Spalacidae. Gene Ontology annotation, biological process: formaldehyde catabolic process. Gene Ontology annotation, cellular component: cytosol. Bases 96 to 1229 code for a protein of 377 amino acids. The record is from RefSeq and is a predicted model, not a curated record. The transcript has 9 exons. Gene Ontology annotation, molecular function: S-(hydroxymethyl)glutathione dehydrogenase [NAD(P)+] activity; zinc ion binding.